Messenger RNA from Camellia sinensis, 4255 nucleotides. Lineage: Eukaryota; Viridiplantae; Streptophyta; Magnoliopsida; Ericales; Theaceae. The record is from RefSeq and is a predicted model, not a curated record.
GGCGCAACUUAGAACAGUCCGGCGCACACAAUCCCGCGAGCUCUAAACCGCCUUUUUUCCUUAAGGUUUCGAAAUCCACACCCACCAAAAUCGAACCUCUCAUUCCUCUCUGUUUUGUUUUUGUCUUCGAAGAUCGAUCAAAACCCUAAAGCUAGGCGAAAAUUAUCGUCGUCUUCAGUUCAGAUAUGAAAUGAUUGAAGAAUUAUUAUGAUUUGGGGUCAGUAUGAGGGACAUCAAGCAUUUGCCUGAGGCUGUUCGCAGCUCGGUUCGUUCUGGCAUUGUCUUGUUCAACUUGACCAGAGUCGUGGAAGAGCUGAUUUUCAACAGUCUUGAUGCUCGUGCAACCAAGGUAUCUGUCGCAGUUGGUGUUGGGACCCACUACAUUAAAGUAGUGGACAAUGGAUGUGGUAUUACUCGGGAUGGGUUGGUAUUGUUGGGAGAAAGAUACGCAACGUCAAAAGUUGAUCAGCUAGCUAAUACUAAUGCUAUUAGUGGAAGCUUUGGCUAUCGAGGAGAAGCAUUGAGCUCCAUUUCUGAUGUUUCAUUGUUAGAAGUCAUUACAAAAGCUCAUGGGAGGCCAAAUGGAUAUCGUAAAGUCAUGAAGGGAUGCAAAUGUUUGUAUCUUGGAAUUGAUGAUGGUAGGCAAGAUGUAGGCACAACAGUCAUUGUUCGGGAUUUAUUUUACAACCAACCAGUUCGGAGGAAGCAUAUCCAAUCUAGCCCGAAGAAGGUCUUGCACUCAGUCAAAAAAUUUGUUCUUAGAAUUGCCAUUGUUCAUCCAAAAGUAUUCUUCGAAGUUGUUGAUAUUGAGAGUGAGGAUGAGUUGUUCUGCACGACUCCUUCCUCAUCUCCUUUGUCACUGUUGAUGAGUGGUUUUGGAAUUGAAAUUUUCAGGUCUCUACAUGAAUUAAAUGUCUCUGAUGGUGUAUUAAAGCUUUCUGGAUAUAUGUCUAGUCCUCGUGAUACUUCAUUUGUGAAGGCCUGUCAAUUUGUCUACAUCAACUCUCUUUAUAUCUGCAAGGGCCCAAUUCAUAAACUGCUGAAUGAGUUGGUCACUAGGUUCAACUCUUCAGAUCUGCAGGAGGCUAACAUGAAGUUACAAAAUGGGAAGCGAAGUAGGUCUCAAACAUAUGAAACAUACAUUUUGAAUUUAAGUUGCCCAAGAUCUUGGUAUGAUAUAACUUUUGAACCAUCAAAGACUUCUGUUGAAUUCAAGGAAUCCAAUUGUUCCCUUGAUCCUCUCUCUCAGGAUUGGUCUCCCAUUAUUAAUUUUAUUGAAAAGGCCAUCACACACUUGUGGACUAAAAAAUUUUCUCACGGAAUUUCCUCCAGCCGUGGUAUUGUUAUGUCAGGAGAAGACAAUUCCUGGAGGGAAGGUGGUGAUGUUUCAUCACCAGAAAAAGAUUUGCCAGAAAAAUAUGAAAUUGCAAAAAGGAGGUGCAGGAUGUACAAUCACCAUGCUUCUUUUGGCCUUCCCUCCCCCCAGCUGGAGAUGCCAACUGAAGAAAGUGACCAUAUGUUUCGCUGGAAAGACAAUAGAUUUUCUUGUCAAGAUGCUUCAGAACACCAGAUGAGGUUGGGAUCUUUGUAUCAAACUGACUACUCAUUCCAGUCGUGUGAUGGAUGGCUUGCCCCAUCCAGAGUAACUGUAAACCAAAAGAGUGCUAGCUAUCUGCAGGCAACUGACCAUAAUAUUUUCUCUUCUGAAGACCAUUUCUUGGGGAAUAAGUUCUUUGGGGAAAAAAGAUCCAGUGAGCACACAGACUAUAUUUGCGGUUCUAGAUUGGAGGAUGCACAUUUCAAUGUGGAUGCCAGCAUAAGUAAUGGAUUUAAUGGGAGUGCAUUAUCUCCUGAUUGUUUUGAAAUAGGUGAUGAUGUGGACAAGAUCAGCGAGGAUCUAAAGCCCUUUCUGCAUAAUUGCUCCUGUAGGAGAAGCCUUCCAGUUGAUGGGGCAUCACCUGCAAGCUCUGAAGGAUUUGACUUUCGGAUUAAUGGUUUUGGAGCCAAAAGAAAGAGUCUUGAACCUAAUGAUUGGGUUUGUGUUGGAGAAAUUGAUGACAAUAACCAGAGGUUUGAUUUCCUUCCAGGGACUCUAUGGCAGGAUGAGGCAGCAAGUGCUUGGUCUUCCCCCGGACCCAUGUCUAAGUGUGACGUGCUUACAGGUCUGGAUUUUUUGUCAAGGGAUUCAAUAGAGUCUUCUGCAAUAGGUGGAGAGUGUUUAGCUGGAGAGAAUGACCUUCCACCAGACUCAAUUGCACGUGUUGGAAAAUUUUUCUCAAGUCGUCAGUCUCUUAACUCUGAAUGGUCUUCUGUAAUGUCAGAUCCAUUAUUUAGGACCAAAUCUCAGAAUGUGGAUAAUUUCUUUGAUGAGAAUGCACUUGAGAGGUGUAUCAAAUAUGACAAUAGUUCUAGAUAUGACUAUUUAGCAGAAAGGGUUGUUAAGGAUGGUGGUUUUUAUUUUGAUGAUUCUUUGCGAAAAAGCUCAAGCCAAGAAGACUUCUCAACAAGUUUUGCAAACAUGUGCUCAGGUUUUGAAAGUUGUGUUCGUUCCAAGGAAGAUAAUUGUAGAUUUAUCCAACAACAUAAUCUAGAUGUUCUCUUUUCAAAAUGUCCCGAUAUAUUUAUUGAUGAAACAGAGUGGUUAUGUUUAGACUUGCAUGGUAAAUAUAAUGCCAACUGUUCUGCAGUAACGUCACACCAUAUUUCUUCAGCAAUUUAUGAUGUUGUGGAUGAAGGCCUAAAGGAUCCGAUUAUAUAUCAACAAAAAGGAUAUGUUUGUAAGAGAAGGCCAAAAAGAAGCCAUUCAGCUCCACCUUUUUACAGAGGCAAGAAAAAAUUCUUCACCUUAAAUACCCAUUUGGCCAUGGAAGCAAAAAAACUCAAAGCCCAGGCCAUCAAUACUGCCCCUACUUCACAAGAAACGAGUGGGUGGAAGCAUCCUCAACAAUCAUCUGGUGAAUGUCAACUAUAUUCUGAGCCAAAUUCUGUGGAAGAUCCAUUGAUCUACACCAGACCAGAUAAGAAGAAAGCACAUGACAUGAAGGACAUUAAAAAAUGUGAUACGCAAAAAUCAGAGGAACUUAACAUUUAUAGUAAGGAUUUGGUUGAAGACUGCACAUUGAAGGAAACUCAUGAUCCAUUAGAUUCUGGGCUAAAAUGGCAGAAGAGCUGUCUACGGACUGCAAGGGGAGACAAAUUACAUAAUCUUCACAAUGAGAGUAAUAUACUUGAUGUCUCUUCUGGGAUCUUGCAUCUGGCUGGUGAUUCAUUAGUUCCUGAAUCUAGCAAUAAGAAUUGUCUGGAGGAUGCCAAAGUUCUCCAACAGGUGGAUAAGAAAUUCAUUCCAAUUGUGGGUGGUGGAGUGCUUGCUAUUAUUGACCAGCACGCUGCAGAUGAAAGGAUCCGCUUGGAAGAACUACGUCAGAAGGUGCUAUUUGGAGAAAUGAAGACAAUCACUUACCUGGAUACUGAGCAAAAAUUGGUCCUGCCUGAAAUAGGGUAUCAGUUGUUGCACAACUAUGCUGAUCAGAUACAAAAUUGGGGUUGGCUCUGCAACAUUCGUUCUCUGGGUUCAAGGUCUUUUAAAAAGAAUCUGAAUCUUCUACACAGGCAGCCAACUGUUGUCACACUUAAUGCGGUGCCGUGUAUUGUAGGAGUCAAUUUGACUGAUGUAGAUCUCUUGGAAUUUCUUCAACAGCUUGCUGAUACAGAUGGAUCAUCAACUAUACCGCCAUCCGUUCAUCGGGUCCUUAACUCCAAAGCAUGUAGAGGUGCAAUAAUGUUUGGGGACACAUUGCUACCUUCAGAGUGUUCCCUAAUUGUUGAAGAGCUGAAGCAAACAUCAUUGUGUUUCCAAUGUGCUCACGGGCGACCAACAACUGUCCCUCUUGUCAACUUGGAGGCAUUGCAUAAACAGAUAGCUAAGCUUGGAUUGUGGAAUGGUGGUUCUAAUGAAUUGUGGCAUGGGUUACAUCAGCAUGAACCCAGUUUAGAACGUGCAGCACAGCGUUUGAGCUUUGCCAGAGGUCUGUCUUGAUGAGUAACCAGUUGGUUUUCCAGAUUCAGUGGUGGCUGUGGUUCUCCACCAACACGCCUUUUUUCCUUGCCACUGUGAACCCAUUCUUUCAAUUUGUUAUGUAUAGUUCUCAUUCUGACCGCUGAAGUACCAAUAAUAUGUUGUACCAGUGUAACAGAGUCGCUUGUAGUUUGUAACGACAGGUAUUUGCACACAAUAAAAUCACACCUUAUUUUUUCA